Zerene cesonia (dogface butterfly) is the source of this 2742-nucleotide messenger RNA. Its product is annotated as 27 kDa hemolymph protein-like. The transcript has 8 exons. The coding region runs from base 255 to 1142 and encodes 295 amino acids. NCBI's taxonomy places the organism in Eukaryota, Metazoa, Arthropoda, Insecta, Lepidoptera, Pieridae. The record is from RefSeq and is a predicted model, not a curated record.
ACAUUUCACAGUAUGAGCAGGGAGUAGACAACACUCGUCAUUCAACAUUUGAGUUGGAUAUGCAAGUCGCGGUGGACGUGAAAAUAGUGAUUUAAAUUGUGAUUACCGUUCAUUGCUCGGCUAAUUUUGACGCUUAGCAAUCGUCAUUGAAUAUUGAAUUAGAUAUAUGAAGUUGUGAAACCGGUUGCUUCGUAAUAACGUGUGUUCGAAUUUAAUAUUUAGUUUUUACGUAAUUGAAGAUUCGUUAUACGAAAAUGUAUCUCCAAUACUUAACUUUUGCUGUUAUUAUCGGUCUCGCACAAUGUCAGUCAACCGAGCCUUCCUUAUCAGAUGCCAUAAACUCACUGCCUCCAGAACUACAGGGAAAAGUUGAUCAGGCUCAAAUUGAGGCCAUCAGGAAUAAGUCGACGGAGGUGUUCAAAGAAAAGUGUGAUACUAACGGCGGGCCAAACGCUUUUGACAAUGCUGAAGCGGCAUUCAAGGAAUUCUCAACGUGCGUGACAGCUUUAGUAGAUCCUUCCAAAUUGCAGGAAGAAAUCGAAACCGCCAAACCCAAUGGUCAAGUGGACGAAGUGUUUAAAAGGUACUGCGACAAAACGCCAGACUUCAAGAACUGUUUCCAAAACAUGACGGAUGCGGUGGAGCCGUGUCUCACUGCUGAGGAACGUGGAAAUAUUAAAACCGUGCACAAUAUAACCGAGCAACUCGCUGAGUUUAUUUGCUUCAAGGAGGGCGACAGGAUUGCUUUGUUCAUCUCGGAGAAUGGUCCAGAAUGCAUCCAAGAGAAACAGGAGGAGAUUCAGCAAUGCUUCAAUACUACCCUCGGAUCUGGUUUCAACAUCAACGCGGGAUCGUUUACAGCGGACAACAUUCCUAAGAUUGUGUUUGGGGAAAAGGAAUGCAAACAAUAUACAGAACUACAAAAGUGUGUAGUAACUUCGUUAGAAACAUGCUCAGCGCCUACAUCGGCGAACAUCGUCGAAUCUCUCUUCAAAUUCGUCCUCAAGGGCACACCGUGCAAGGAUAUUGUGGAGGGUAACAAGAGAAGCCAAAAAGUCGAAGGUAAGGGAGCCAACUCGGCCAAGGGCGUAACCGUCAGUAGCUUAGCUUUGGGCGCGUUAGCCAUUGCAGCUUUAUUCUAAGCGACAUACACGACUACUUCCUCCAUGACAUUCGAUAUAGGGCCCCGUUAUUUCUUGAAAAUAAUGCAAUUAUUAGUUUUGGGCUUUACGAAAUUAUUGCUGCGCACAAAUUUGACAAUAGGAGCCAAAUCGAUCUAAAUGUAUGUAUUUUGAAAACAACGAACCACAACUAUCUUAUUGUUAAGUCAUAAGUAUGUAAUGCGAUAAAAAAUGGCGGAUCUGAUGUACCUGACUAUGGUUUUAAUUAUUGCAGUGAAUUUUUCAAUUAAGUCGAAAUGUUUAACAAUUGUGAUUCCAACUUAAUCGUAUCAUAGGGUUAUUUUAAAGCCAAUAAUCUAUGUAUAAUUUAUAAGUGAUGUUUUUAUUAAUUAUGCCACUAAAUAUCCAUUUGACAGCUGAUUUAAUAAACAUGGUUUAAGUUUUAUUAAGGUAUUAAUUUUUUUUAAUGUGUCAGAUCUACCAUACAUUUUUAUGCAGGUCUGAUAGUUUAAUAUUUGGAAUUUCGUAUAAAUUUUCCAGCAUUAUAAUCUGAAAGAACACAUUCCAUUUAACGGACUUGUUACCUUUUAGAAAAUAUUUAUAGAGUAUAAGAGUGCUUUAACAGAAGCUUAAACCCUGAGCGAGCAGCUUUAAAAUGUUACAGUAUUUUUGUAAUUAGUGAUAGCGUUGUGUUGGGAAAGCGACAUCUUCUGGACAAUAUUUUACUAAGUUAAUAACUGUAAUAUUUUGUGCCUCAUGCUUUGUUUAUCUACUUUAUUUACACUUCAUAUCACUUUGUUGAUAUCUCAUUGCAGUCUGGAGCCUUAGCGAAACAAAAGAGGUUCACUAAAUCCGAUCCCCAAUAAGAUUAAAAUGUCGUCCUUAUGCACUUGCCUUAAAUAUAUAUAAAAAAAAAUAAUGCAUAAAAUGCAUUUCAUCCAUAUCUCAUACAUACCAUACAAUUCAGUGCACCUUAUCCCUCCCGUUCCCUAAGAGAAGUUCAUCGAAAGUGUCACUUUUCCAAUACUUUUUAGAUUCCUAGAGCUUUGCCAAAAGUACAUAUCCUCUAGUGAACCAUAUCGCCAACGUGUUGCCAAACUAUCGAUUCCAACAGCAUUAGGUUAAGGAUUUGUCCUAUUUUUAGUUACGGUGUGUACGUAUAUUUUAAACGCCAUUCUUUCCAUAGAGUAAAUAUUUGCCAUUGCGUCGUAGUAAAGUUAGUGUCGAGGCCAAUGUAUUCGUGAAAAGUUAGGCAGCGUACCAUUUAUAAAGUGUGAUUUCAUUUAUGUUGUAAGCAAUGUUUUUUGUUUAUAUAAUUCUGAGUUUGUUAAUGCAUAUUUCAUACGAUAUAAUAUGUUAUUUUCUUACAAGGCAAUCGGGUGUUAUUCUGUAAUCGUUAAGUUAGGCAUAUAUUUUUGUAAAAAAACGUAUUAUAUAUAUUUUAUUAUCUCAUACUCAUAAAGAAAUUUGAAGCAGUGUUAUGAAUUGCGUAUAUUUUGCGAUAAAUUGUAUUUUUACUUUAAAAAUUAUAUCAUAACGCACUAUUGGUGAAAAACGAAGUGGUUGUAGCGUUUAAUUAUUUAUGAUAAUUUGGUGUUGCAUUAAAGUAUAAUUUUUGUAA